Messenger RNA from Rhopilema esculentum, 2454 nucleotides. NCBI's taxonomy places the organism in Eukaryota, Metazoa, Cnidaria, Scyphozoa, Rhizostomeae, Rhizostomatidae. The record is from RefSeq and is a predicted model, not a curated record.
UGACAAACAUUUCCUGCAUUUUUUGCAGAGCUUUUAGGAGAUAUCCUCAAAGAAGCUCCAAAAAAGACAGAUAGUCUUGACUCUAUUAUUGUUGUUGAUAAUGUGCCCAUGGUUGGUCCUGACAGAUUGGAAAAGCUAAAGAAUGUUAUCAGAAAGAUCUUUAAUAAGUUUGGAAAAGUUGUUUCAGAGUUUUACCCAGAAGAAGAUGGACAAACCAAAGGGUUCAUAUUCCUUGAGUAUUCCAAUCCUAAGGAUGCAGCACAAGCUAUAAAAACAGCUAAUGGAUACCAACUUGACAAGAAGCAUAUCUUUGAUGUUAGUGCGUUUUCAGAUUUUGAAAUAUGCAAAACUGUAUCAGAAGACUGGAUGCCACCUGAAAAGCAGCCUUACAUUGACAGGGGAAAUUUGAAAUCAUGGCUUCUUGACAAAGACUGCAAUGAUCAUUACUCUGUGAUAUAUGCUGGUGGACAGCAAGUUGCAGUUUUUCAAAAUAAAAGAAAUGGUCCCGAGCUUUUAACAUUACGACCAGGGUGGACAGAAACAUGUGUUCAGUGGUCCCCUCAUGGUACAUAUUUGGCAACAUUUCAUCAAAAAGGUAUUGCACUAUGGGGUGGAGCAGAGUUUACUCGUCUUCAAAAGUUUAAUCAUUCUGGUGUUCAACUGAUAGAUUUUUCUCCUUGUGAAAGGUAUCUGGUCACUUAUACACCUCCACUAGACCCGAAUGAUCCAAUGUCUAUAGUGUUUUGGGAUGUUCGAACUGGUGCUAAGAAAAGAGCGUUUGCACCAGGAGAGUCUGCACAAUGGCCUGUUUUCAAGUGGGGCCACAAAGGAAAUUACUUUGCAAGAAUUGGCGGGAAUAGUCUAUCUGUUUAUGAAACUCCAGGCUUUGGAUUAUUGGAAAAGAAAAGCAUAAAAGUAUCAAACAUGAAGGACUUUACUUGGUCACCGUCAGACAACCUUAUAGCAUACUGGGUACCAGAGGAUAAAGACACGCCCGCAAGAUUAGUCAUGAUGGAAAUACCAAGUCGACAAGAACGCCGAUCGAAAAAUCUUUUCAAUGUUGCAAGUUGCAGAAUGUAUUGGCAGAAAAAUGGCGAUUUCCUAGCUGUCAAAGUCGAAAGAUACACAAAAAGCAAAAAGGCCCUAUUUAGCACACUCGAGCUAUUCAGGACAAGAAUGAAAGAUAUCCCAGUUGAUACACUUGACCUAAAGGAACCAAUCAUUGAUUUUGACUGGGAACCAAAUGGAAGCAAGUUUGUUGUCUUGCAUGGAGAAUCACCGCACAUAUCAGCAAGCUUUUAUGAUAUUGAAGAAGGGAGUCUAGGAAAAGUUGUUCGGCUCAAGACCUUUGAAAAGAAACAACUCAAUAGUAUAUUCUGGUCACCAACCGGACAAUUUGUGCUGUUGGCCGGUUUGAAAAGCUUCAGUGGAGUCCUUGAGUUCUAUGACACCGGAGACAUGACGCUCAUGAACAGCUGCGAGCAUUUCAUGGCUUCAGACGUUGAAUGGGACCCAACUGGCAGAUAUGUUACCACCUCAGUCAGUUGGUGGGGACACAAGGUCGAUAACGCCUUUAACAUCUGGUCAUUUCAAGGACGUCUACUUCAAACCCAGGCCAUGGAUCAGCUGUGCCAGUUUUUAUGGCGCCCAAAGCCGCCUUCCCUUCUGUCAGAUGAAGAUAUUAAGGACUUAAAGAAGAAUUUCAAGAAAUACCAGAAGAUGUUUGAAGCUGAGGAUAUCAUGAAAGAUACUGAGGCAUCCAAGGAAAUUCUUGAGAAGAGGAGGAAUCUCUUUAAAGAGUUCUCUGAAAUUCGCAAGGAACUGAAUGCAGCUUAUAAAGAUUACAAACCAACCCGUAUCCAGCUUCGAGGCCUGGACACAGACUCUUUGGAUGAAGACACCGACAUAGAAGAGGAGACGAUUGAAUUUUUCAUUAAAGAAGAAACUGAAGUGAUUGAAGAAGGCGAGUGAUCAACUACACUGCGAUUGAUUUGAAGAAGGAGACAGAAAUCACCGUGCUACCCUCACCAUUAUCUGAACAGAAAUUCAUAAAAUAGGACAUCUAACACUAAGGGCAGCCAGAACAAAUAGGCUUUCCUUAGUGUAAUAUUUAAAUUUCACAGUUAAUUAAUUAGGUUUCAUUAUGUACUUCAUACACAAACGGUUUACUGAUAGUUACGUUUCAGUGGCAGUAAUUACACACUUAGUUUAUCGCGUAGUUUUUAGAAUAACGUGCGCAUCAUUAUUCUCGUGUAUACAAACCGCAGCUGCUGCGGGACAACUCGCGAUAGAUAAAUGUGUUUAUGAUGUAGACCUCAGUAGGCUUUAUAGAUGGUUUUUAAGGCAACCUUGGAAAAGGCGUCAUUAUAUCAAUCGUGGUGUUGUGGCCAUAUUUGUGGUACAAAAAUUAAAGAAAUAUUUUUGCAGUGGAAUAAAAGUUGAAUAUUGUCUCGA